AUGAAUUGCCGCUCGGAAGUUCUUGAAGUAACAGUGGAGGCGAGGCAGGUGGAAGAAGCUAUGCUGGCUUUACUGCACACCAUUUUACUGCAUCGCAGCACCGGGAAAUUUCACUACAAAAAAGAGGGCACGUACUCCAUCGGUACCGUGGGCACACUAGACAUCGACUGCGACUUCAUCGAUUUCACCUUUGUCAGGGUGUCCUCGGAGGAGCUGGACAGAGUGAUCAGGAGAGCUGUGUCUGAAUUCAAGGAUGCUUUGAGCAACUCUGGCAGCGAUGGCAUGGGGCAAAUCUCCCUGGAGUUUUACCAGAAGAAGAAGUCUCGCUGGCCUUUUUCUGACGAGUGUAUUCCCUGGGAAGUCUGGAGCAUCAAGGUCAACGUUGUGAACCUGGCCAAUGAGCAGGAGAGACAGAUCUGCAGGGAGAAAGUGGGCGAGAAGCUGGGCGAGAAGGUGAUCAACGUUGUUGAGGUCAUAAACCGCCAUGAAUACCUGCCAAAGAUGCCCACCCAGUCUGAAGUGGACAAUGUUUUUGACACCAGUCUCAAAGAUGUCCAGCCCUACCUUUACAAAAUCACAUACCAGAUCACCGACUCUCUCGGCACCUCUGUAAGCACAACAAUGAGAAGGCUGAUUAAAGACACCUUGGCACUGUGAGGAUGCUCCAAGACAGAAAGAUAGAUAGCUAUGGAUGAUUUUAUCCAUACCUGUAUCUAUAAUCAUGCCUGGCACCUCUUUCUAUGCUCAAAAACAGGAUUUGUCAGCUCUAUUCCUGCUACAAUGAAGCAGUGUCAGUGUAAUCAGUCACUGUUUUGAUGUGUCUGCUGUGGUUCCAGUAUUGCUUGUACCUUAAGAUUCUUAAUUAUGUAAUGUCUCUUUUAAAGAUAUUUUGUUUUUGCAAGCUUUUUCUCUCCCAAUUGUCUUUACCUUCCACCAUUUAGAAAUGGAAUAUUGUAUGUCACAUCUGUAAAUUAUUGUAAAUCUUUGACAAUAAAUGUUGUUCAUUGUAA
This is a messenger RNA of Siniperca chuatsi (mandarin fish), 1010 nucleotides long. RefSeq names its product autophagy related 101 (gene atg101). Gene Ontology annotation, cellular component: phagophore assembly site. Lineage: Eukaryota; Metazoa; Chordata; Actinopteri; Centrarchiformes; Sinipercidae. The transcript is spliced from 2 exons. Gene Ontology annotation, biological process: autophagosome assembly; autophagy. The record is from RefSeq and is a predicted model, not a curated record. The coding region runs from base 1 to 657 and encodes 218 amino acids.